Molecule: messenger RNA, 1629 nt
Organism: Rotaria sp. Silwood1
Lineage: Eukaryota; Metazoa; Rotifera; Eurotatoria; Philodinida; Philodinidae
Source: the annotation of a GenBank genome assembly
AUUUUCUUAAUACUUAAAUAUCUUAUUAUAUUUGUAUAGAAACUAAGUAAAAAUAUAUCCUAAAAUAGAUCGAAUAAAACAAUUAAUCGAUGAUUAACAACUAGGUAUCGGUGGGAUGAUCUUUUCUUUUUUUGGUCCUGGUUUCAAUUUCAAAACUUUUAUUGUUUCUAGAAAAAACAACGACUUUUAUAAUCUGUAUGAUUUUUUGAAUAUAUAUAAAAUGAAUAUUGAUGAUUUUGAGAAAUUAACAAUCCCAGGUCGAAGAUUUCGGUCACUGGAUCCCAUAGGAUUCUGUAGGAAAGAUGCGGGAAAAUUCACCGUAUCCUGCACGAAAACACUGAAAGUCGCCGGAACAGGGUGGCAGUAUUCCGGCCGGAAAAGUUUUGGAUUUUUCCGGACAACUUCCUGAAAAAAACGGGAGGAAUUUGAUCGAAAGUCACAGGAAAAAUCCGAAAAGUGUCCAGCCGGAAUACUGCCACCCUGUUCCAAUAACUUCCAGUGUUUUUCUGCUGGAACCCACUCGUACUUCUCGACCUAGGCAUAAAUAAAUAAAAAAGGCCUAUUUGUAGAUCAUUAGUCAGAACAGAAUAAUAAAUAUGGAAAUAGGUAGUCUAGUUCUGGAACAGAAAACAUUACGGGACCAGUUUGCAGAUCUCUAUUAGCAACACUAAUUAUAUCAUGUAAUCGCACGAAGAUUACAUUUACAGAUUUCUUUUAUCAAAUUUAAAGCAAAAAAAAAAAGUCAAGGUAAUCAUUUUGAUCGGAAAUGUUAUUGCUAAAAAGUUCUUAUCAUAAGUGGUUCCCAUAUUGUAAUAAAAGAAAAAAAAACUCCUGAAAGUGCCGAUGGCGCAAGACGCCAUCAUAUUGAAUGCCGCCGACAUACGUGAAAUCAUUCUCACAAUUCAUUACAAUGAAUACCGACUUAAUAUUAUUUAAUAAACAAAAAAUGAAAACAUUCCUAAAGCAAAACGUCUCAAAUUUGAGUACCAUUAGAACUCUUCAAAAGUGCUCAGUUUCUAUUUUCGUCUUUCUAACAAUUAAUUAAUUGCACGUUCUUUUUUUUUUAAUCAAAGGUAAAUCAGUUCGUGUUGACAUGAUUUAAUGUCAUAAGCUAUUAAUAUAAAAAAUAUCGACAAGAUGUUAUAUCAAAUACUGUUGUUGUUAUGUAAAAUUGUUUUUUUUUAUAUCUAAUUAGUCAAUAUUGUUUAUCAUAGUAUCAUUUAUGUUACUCACAUUAUGGAAAUUGUAUGUUAUUAUUCAUGUCAUAAUGAGAAAAUUUUAUCAUAUAUAUAUACAUAUAGACAUGAUUUAUUUUCUGUCAAGAACAAAUUAUUUUGUUUUUUUGUUUAAAAUUUUAUAUGUUUUAAUUAAUAUAUUUAUUAAUAAAUAUAGAUUGAACCAAAUUUAAAUGUUGAUUUGGAAAAAGAACGACGACGUGCAGAUGAAUUUGAAAAUGAUUAUAAAUCUUUAAAAAUAAAAUAUGAUGAUGUAUGUGAACGUAUUCGUAUAGCUACACAUCAAUUAGAUCGCUCUGAAAUUAAUGCUCAAUCUGAAUAUCUUUCACAAAAUGUUCUUAAUGUAACAUCAAAAUAUAAAGAUAAAUUAAAUACAAUUAAAGUUCGUUUGUAA